This is a messenger RNA of Pseudoliparis swirei, 2199 nucleotides long. It is a transcript of the gene slu7, whose product is annotated as SLU7 homolog, splicing factor. Gene Ontology annotation, molecular function: pre-mRNA 3'-splice site binding. The transcript is spliced from 14 exons. Bases 120 to 1829 code for a protein of 569 amino acids. The record is from RefSeq and is a predicted model, not a curated record. Lineage: Eukaryota; Metazoa; Chordata; Actinopteri; Perciformes; Liparidae. Gene Ontology annotation, cellular component: spliceosomal complex. Gene Ontology annotation, biological process: mRNA splicing, via spliceosome.
UGGCGUCUGUCGUGUGUUAGCCAAAAACACAGAGCAGGUUACGGAGGACACUACCGGUUAUUGGCGGUGCAUUAGCGACCACUGUAUCAUCUGUUGGAUCCUAACAAGCAGGUUCAGCCAUGGCGGAGGAGGCUACUGUCAGUGCGGAUGGCAUCGUGGGCCUGGACGAGCCCAAGAAGAUGACCAGGGAGGAUUGGAGGAAGAAGAAGGAGCUGGAGGAGCAGAGGAAGCUGGGAAACGCUCCAGCUGAGGUGGACGAGGAGGGGAAGGACAUAAACCCUCACAUCCCUCAGUAUAUUUCAUCGGUGCCAUGGUACAUUGACCCAUCCAAAAGGCCCACGCUAAAGCAUCAGAGACCACAGGAAGAGACUGAGUUGCUGGUCUCAACUGUUCAAGAGUGGUACAAGAGAGGAGUGCAAGAGACUGCUAUCAACACUAAGUUUCGUAAGGGAGCUUGUGAAAACUGUGGUGCCAUAACGCACAAGAAGAAAGACUGCUUGGAGCGACCCAGAAAAAUUGGAGCAAGGUACACGGGUAACGGCAUAGCUCCAGAUGAACACAAUCAGGUACAGCUCGACUUGGACUAUGAUGGGAAGCGAGAUCGCUGGAAUGGGUACAACCCUGAGGAACACCACCGCAUUGUGGAAGAAUACGCCAAAGUAGAUGUGGCCAAAAGGACACUGAAAGCACAGAAACUCCAGGAUGAGUUGGCCUCUGGAAAACUGGAUCAGGAGCGGGAACAUGACAGUGAAGACGAGGAUGACGAUAAAUAUGCAGAUGACAUCGACAUGCCGGGUCAGAACUUUGACUCCAAGAGACGAAUCACUGUUAGAAAUCUGCGUAUCAGAGAAGACACGGCAAAAUACCUGAGGAAUUUGGAUCCAGAUUCAGCCUACUAUGAUCCAAAGACUCGAGCAAUGAGAGAGAACCCGUACUCCAACACUGGCAUGAACCCCGACGAGGUGGGGUAUGCUGGAGACAAUUUUGCUCGCUAUAGUGGGGCCACCAUCAACAUGGCUCAAACGCAGCUGUUCGCCUGGGAGGCCUAUGAGAGGGGCUCUGAGGUGCACCUGCAAGCCGACCCCACCAAGCUUGAGUUACUCCAUCGGUCCUUCAAAGUCAAGAAGGAGGACUUUAAGGAGAAACAGAGGGACGGCAUCCUCGAAAAGUAUGGAGGUGAAGAGCACUUGGAUGCACCGCCACGGGAGUUGCUCUUGGCCCAGACAGAAGACUACGUGGAGUACUCCCGUCACGGGGCUGUACUGAAGGGACUUGAGAAGGCCGUGGCUCGCUCCAAGUAUGAGGAGGACGUGCUCAUCAAUAACCACAUUUGUAUUUGGGGCUCCUUCUGGAUCGAUGGCUACUGGGGAUACAAGUGUUGUCACUCUAUGGUCAAACAGAGUUACUGCACAGGAGAGAGUGGAAUUGGAAUAAAGCACUCUGAGUGCGUUCCAUUUGAAGAGGGACUGACGGAGCUACAAGAGGAAGAACAGCCCAAGACUCUGCUGGAGAUGCAUCGAGAUAAGAUGAUGAAAGACAAGAAGAAGAAAAAGAAGAAAAAGAAGAACAACAACAAGAAGAACAAGAAGCAGGACUCUGACACCAGCGAUUCAGAGGACGAAGAGAAGAAGAAGGACAAGUUGAGAAAGGCACUCGAAGCAGAGGACAAGCGGGUGAAGCACAUCGAUGCAAUAAUGCAGGUGGAAGAGAGAAAGAGGCCGUACAACAUCUUAGGGGAAGUAAAGGCACCUACCGAGGAGGAGAUUGAGGCUUUCCGCAUGAAACGCUGCCGGGAAGAUGACCCUAUGGCUUCCUUCCUAGGACAGUAACCUGCUGACUGCCCUAAAGUCUCCUCAAGGACUCUUACCAAAGCCGCUACCGGUGAAAAAAAUAAACAUGACCAAGACUCCGAAAACUCAACUUUCGUAUUGUGAACUUACAGCGGGAGGUUUCUGUUUGGCUCCAAACAUGAAACUGUACAGUGUUUUGCUCAUUUUUAAUUUGAACACUUAUUGUUUUGGAUGCCACAGGUCGAUAGGCUGUAGGAAAAUGUUGAUCUAUGCUUUAUUUUUUAUUUUUUUAUUACUGAAACAGGUCCAUGUUAAAAGAUUAUUUUCCUUGACUUGGGAGCCUCCCUCAGUAUCAAUGUAAUUACUUUGUGAGUACUGCAUCGUUUUUAUAAUAAAAUACUUUGUCUUA